AUGCUCUCGAAAACUACGAAAGUGAAUUACAAUGGUUGUAGCAUUAAUAACACAAAUAAAGAUAUCGACAUAGCUAAAUGUGUAAAAGAACUUGACCUACUCCACAAGCAGAUAGAAGAUCUCAACUCCGCAGCUGCCGACGAAGUCAUCAACAUUGAAAUGGAGUACGCCGCUCUGCGGAGACCUGUCUACCUCAAGCGGGCAGUUCUUUUAAGAAAUCAACCGAAUAUUUGGCUCCACGCCGUGCUUGACAUUCCUUAUGAGUUCAGUCCCAAUGAUUAUUUUUUUGACACUAAACUGGUCCGGAUAUUCUCUUUCGGAGCCAACAACCAGUUGAUAUCCACGUCAAUUGAUGUCAGUUGGAAACAAUUCCAGACUGAGAAGUCAUUUUUUGAUUUGUUCACUGAAAUGCGUGGUUGUAAUUCCCAGGAUGUGUCCAUGGCCAUUAAAAAUGAUAUUUGGCCUUCCCCUUUCAAGUUUGUUCGCGAUUCGGCCGCUGAUAAGUUUUGA
This is a messenger RNA of Octopus sinensis (East Asian common octopus), 510 nucleotides long. RefSeq names its product NAP1-related protein 2-like. Gene Ontology annotation, molecular function: chromatin binding; histone binding. Bases 1 to 510 code for a protein of 169 amino acids. NCBI's taxonomy places the organism in Eukaryota, Metazoa, Mollusca, Cephalopoda, Octopoda, Octopodidae. The record is from RefSeq and is a predicted model, not a curated record. Gene Ontology annotation, biological process: nucleosome assembly. The transcript has 2 exons. Gene Ontology annotation, cellular component: chromatin; nucleus.